AUGCCUCCUCCGGACUCACGCCCACCAUUCCCAACCUAUCUUCUCCCCUCCUUCACGUUCCCAUUCCGACGGCGGCAAUCCUCAAUAUCGACCACUGUCCCGGUAGGCUCUCCUCCAGAGCUAAGCUUCAGCCUUUCCUCCUCGGCCAACACAUCGCCUAGCUCCUCACUGUCAUCCACGCACUUCCUACCCAAAGAAACCAUCCACGAAGGUCGGAGCAAAUCACCCAGGGCGAACACGCAGGCUAAUGGAGACUUACGCCUUCGUCGUGCUCAGCCCAACACCCUCAAAUGUGUAACGUGCGCUAGCGAUAUCGCAUUCGCCGACCAAGUCGUGAGCAAAGGCUUCACGGGCCGGCACGGACGGGCAUAUCUCGUUUCCCUGCCCCCAACCGAGGUCUCCAUGUCGGCCGGCAAGAAAGACCCGGGCGGGCUACCAAACACCAAGAUUGGAAGAUCGGUAAACAGGGAGCUGUUGACUGGCCAGCAUGUUGUGGCUGAUGUGAGCUGCAGUAUCUGCGGUGAGGUGCUGGGAUGGAAGUAUGUGGAUGCGAAAGAGGCCGCGCAGAAGUACAAGAUUGGGAAGUAUAUCUUGGAGAUGAAGAGGGUGGUGCUUUCGGUCGGGUGGGAGGACGCGGUAGGUGACGGGGAAGAUGUGGAUGAUAGUCUCGGGGUUUAUGGGAGGGAUGAGGAUGAGGAUGCGGUGGUCUUUGAUAGUGAGGACGAGGAUGAGUGUGAGGCUCUUUUCACUGGGACCUGGGAUCCCGAAGUGGUGGCCAAAAGGCGGGGAAAGAGGAUAUGGGGCAGGAAGAAGAGGAGCGUGGAGGUUUGA
Drepanopeziza brunnea f. sp. 'multigermtubi' MB_m1 is the source of this 831-nucleotide messenger RNA. Lineage: Eukaryota; Fungi; Ascomycota; Leotiomycetes; Helotiales; Drepanopezizaceae. The record is from RefSeq and is a predicted model, not a curated record.